AUGAAAUACAGUGACCAAUUAAUAGAAGAGUACAAAGAAUUAUGGUUAACAGCGACAUCUAAUGAGCUUACUAGAGAAUGGUGCCAGGGAACUCUCCACCUGAGCAAAUUAUACGUUUACUUGACACAAGACUUAAAGUAUUUUGGGGAUGGAUUUCGACUUUUAGGCAAAACCAUUUCGUUAUGUCGCCGUAGGCAAUCGCUUGUGUCAUUAGGCAAACAUGUGGGGAUGCUCAGUAAUAGUGAGAACACGUACUUCGUGGAUUGUAUUAACGAUCUUACUGAACAGUUAUUAAGAGAUGGGAUGUACAAUGCUGAAGAAUUAGAAGAAAUCAGUGGUUUAACGUUACCUGCCGUGGAAAGGUACCUUUUAUUCAUGAGAUCGAUGGUAGAGUCUUCUACAAUAACUUAUGCAGAAAUGAUUACUGUGAUGUUUGUAAUGGAACAAGUCUAUCUGGAUUGGUCAAAUAAUGGACUGAGAAGUAAACCUGACAACUUGCAUUGGUGGUUCAAUGAAUGGAUUGAUAUACAUAGUGGGGAGAACUUUGAAAGCUGGUGCCAGUUUUUAAAGGAUGAGGUAGACCGCUGUAUACAGGAGUUGAAGGAUGCUAAUAGAGAUGAUCUCGUGGCGAGGGUUGAGGAGAUUUUUAGAGAAACAUUAGAACUUGAAGUCGAAUUCUUUAAAAGUUGUUACGAUAUCACGGACGAUGAAUGA
Molecule: messenger RNA, 714 nt
Organism: Komagataella phaffii GS115
Lineage: Eukaryota; Fungi; Ascomycota; Pichiomycetes; Pichiales; Pichiaceae
Product: Protein required for respiratory growth and stability of the mitochondrial genome
Exons: 1
Coding region: 1-714 (237 amino acids)
Cellular component (GO): cytosol
Source: RefSeq, a predicted model, not a curated record